AGUCUCAGUUAUGUUUGUUGAUACCUACAGUGGUGGGACUGAAGUAAGCAGGAAAACACAUAAGAAAGGAUUUGUAUCUCUGGGACUAUCGUCUUGAUCCCUCUCAUAUUUUGCCUCUGUCGGACUUAUACUUCAUCAUGUCAAACGUGCAGCUCUCUGGCACUUUGGAACGACUCGUUGCGAGGCGAACGUUCCCUUUGCACGCGCGUACCGGCGUUUGUCGGAACUUAUUUGGACCGGUUGAUCACGACGAGCUAAGCGUUGAGUUGAGAGGAAAACUCGGAGAAAUUAUUGAACGGGAUCAGAGGCGCUGGAAUUUUAAUUUUAAGGAAGACACACCGUUACCAGGCCAUUACGCGUGGGAAGAUGUAUCAACAAUAGGGCCUGCAUUCUAUCGGGAUUGUCUGAAAAUCGGGAGAAAACAAUCUGGUCUAUCAGAGAAUGAAAUAGUAAACCCAGAAUCGACAACAGUGGACUAUAAAGAUGCUAAGGUGUCAGUGUGUAACGAACUCCUUUCGAGCAACGUGAGAGUUUUCUCUGCUAACAGCAGUGGGAUUAACCAGGAGAACCGCUAUGAAAAUGUAAACUCUGGGAGUAAGGGAUGCCCGUCUACACCUUCUGUUUGCAGGAAAAACACACAAUCGUCUGACUCGUCAAAAUUGAGCUCCACACAAGUCACAGAUUUUUUCCACAAAAGAAAACGCACAUAUGCCGGAAAGGAAACAGAAUGCACAUCACCAAAUCUUGGUGUUCCAGUUUCUGCAGAACAAACACUUCGUAAAAGAAUACGAUAAAGAGGCCUUGCUGUCAGGAGUUCAUAAUUUGCAGCGCAGAUGAAUGGCACUCCGAAGAACCAGAAGGAGGAUGGACGGUGAACGGGACCCUGAAGUCCAGAUAAAUGUAGCAAAACACUGGCACUGCUGCUUAUAGUGUUGUGUCUUAAAGACAGUUUGAAGUGGCUGAGACGUAGCGAUGGAAAUUAAAUGUUAGCGCGUUUUGUAUUGUUUAUUUCCUAUUUAAUUGUUAUUUUCUUUAUAAAUGUAUUAACUUAAACUUUAUUUAUUCUUAUUAUUCAACCUUUGUUGAUGUGUUCUAUGUACUGUAUGUUUGUAAACAGUUUGUUGAAUCGGCGGAGAGGUUUGGUUUUAAUUAUUUUAUAUUUUGUUAUAUGAUUUUAAUUAUUUUUA
Messenger RNA from Alosa sapidissima (American shad), 1187 nucleotides. Its product is annotated as cyclin-dependent kinase inhibitor 1B-like. The coding region runs from base 138 to 794 and encodes 218 amino acids. The record is from RefSeq and is a predicted model, not a curated record. Gene Ontology annotation, molecular function: cyclin-dependent protein serine/threonine kinase inhibitor activity. Gene Ontology annotation, cellular component: nucleus. Lineage: Eukaryota; Metazoa; Chordata; Actinopteri; Clupeiformes; Clupeidae. Gene Ontology annotation, biological process: regulation of cell cycle. The transcript has 3 exons.